GUCAGAAUAACUGAUGGUGCUUCUCUUUAUGCCCUCUGCCGAUCAUGGUUGAGGAAUGGCUUGUCUGUGGAAAGUCAGCCACAGAACAUGGAUGGUGUGAGGUCUCUUCCUAGACCUUUACCCAUACCUGUGCGAGAAGCACAUUCGCCAGCAAGAAAGGAAAGUGAUAAAGAAGAGGAGCAGCAAGAGGAUGAGGUAUCUGUCGAGCAUUUAUCUUCUCAAGAACUGUUGCGAAGACAUAUCAAGCGUGCUAAAAAAGUUCGGACACAAUUAAGAGAAGAAAGGCUGCAGAGAAUUGAAAGGUACAAAACUAGGCUUGCUCUUCUCCUUCCCCCAAUUGGAGAUCAGCAGUUGAGAAAUGAGGCGGCGGCUGGAAACUGA
Molecule: messenger RNA, 381 nt
Organism: Ilex paraguariensis (yerba mate)
Lineage: Eukaryota; Viridiplantae; Streptophyta; Magnoliopsida; Aquifoliales; Aquifoliaceae
Source: the annotation of a GenBank genome assembly